Suillus subaureus is the source of this 534-nucleotide messenger RNA. RefSeq lists its product as uncharacterized. The record is from RefSeq and is a predicted model, not a curated record. The transcript is spliced from 4 exons. NCBI's taxonomy places the organism in Eukaryota, Fungi, Basidiomycota, Agaricomycetes, Boletales, Suillaceae. Bases 1 to 534 code for a protein of 177 amino acids.
AUGACCAGCUAUGGAAUGCCAUACCUCUUGGAGGACAAGACGGGCAAGCUGACAGGAUCACACUUCCUGGACAUCAAUGAUCGUUUGCGCUUGACGCUUCGAUGCACCUCCCGGGGAUCUACGCACGCAACCUAUAUAAUUUACAACGCGACAACAGGAACAGAUCCAGUCGUGACCCUAAACUUCGGCUCGAACAACUCCCUCGGAACAAUAACUUUUGGGUCAGGGCCUCAGGUACCCAUGAGCAGCUUCCUCGAACCAUCAUCCAAUGGGAGCGCAAAGACGAGGAAGUUCAUUGGGUCUGAUGGCCAGCAGUACAAAUGGAGUUGGCGAGCCACACAGAGCGAGGAGUGGACGUGCACAAAUGCAAGUAACCAUCAAGUCGCGUCCUAUUCAUUGAAAGUACCCGGAGAGCCAGAAUACGACCACUCCUCUGGGUGCGUGCUUACUAUUGAGGAGGCGUAUCCGCACCUCGCAGCCGAAAUGCUGGCCUCCCUGACAAUAAUGAGACAUAUAGUCGCCCACAACCUUUGA